This is a messenger RNA of Vigna umbellata (rice bean), 2470 nucleotides long. RefSeq names its product plastidial pyruvate kinase 3 (gene PKP3). Gene Ontology annotation, biological process: glycolytic process. Lineage: Eukaryota; Viridiplantae; Streptophyta; Magnoliopsida; Fabales; Fabaceae. The record is from RefSeq and is a predicted model, not a curated record. Gene Ontology annotation, molecular function: pyruvate kinase activity; potassium ion binding; magnesium ion binding.
UACUGAAAGAUAAUGGCUAUUUCCUAACACCACGCGCCAAUGGAACCUGGUUGGUUGGAACUGCAACAAAUAAAAUAAAGGAGAGAGUUGUUUAUUUUGCUGCAACCAAAAGCAGGUCAUCUUCAUCUUCAUUUCAAUUUCAAUCAAUAAACAUGGCAACCAUUCAUCUUUCUUCAGCAACUUCCCUGCUCUUCCAAUCCGAACUCUCUCCCUCCAAACGCAGAACCAAACGAAUCCCUAAAAUCACCAUUCUAGCAAACCACGCCCAACCGACCCAAAUUAACUCCUCCAACGGCUCUCCCUCCGUCGGCAACGCAAACUCUUCGUUCGAGGUUCAGGUGAGUGAUCAUGGCGUGGGACAGGCAGGACCGAAUUCCGAGGCGCGUAAGAAAACUAAGAUCGUGUGCACGAUAGGUCCAUCCACGAGCUCACGUGACAUGAUAUGGGGCCUGGCUGAAGCCGGAAUGAACGUGGCGCGUUUGAACAUGUCGCACGGGGACCACGCCUCGCACCUGCAGACUAUUGAAUUGGUGAGAGAGUACAAUGCUCAGUUUCAGGAUAAGGUCGUGGCCAUCAUGCUCGACACCAAGGGUCCUGAAGUUAGAAGCGGGGAUGUGCCUCAACCAAUUUCACUUAAAGAGGGGCAAGAAUUCUAUUUCACCACCAGGAGAGGGGUCAGCACGGAAAGCACAGUUAGCGUGAAUUAUGAUGAUUUUGUGAAUGAUGUGGAGGUUGGAGAUGUGUUGUUGGUUGAUGGAGGAAUGAUGUCUCUUGCUGUAAAGUCAAAGACAAAAGACUUGGUUAAAUGUGAGGUAAUUGAUGGUGGUGAACUGAAAUCUAGGCGUCAUUUAAAUGUCCGUGGAAAAAGUGCUACACUUCCUUCCAUAACUGACAAGGACUGGGAAGAUAUCAAGUUUGGGGUGGACAAUCAAGUAGACUUCUAUGCUGUCUCAUUUGUCAAGGAUGCUAGAGUGGUGCACGAGUUAAAAGAGUACCUCAAAAGUCAUAAUGCUGAUAUACACGUGAUUGUAAAAAUUGAAAGUGCAGAUUCCAUACCAAAUCUUCAUUCCAUACUUUCUGCUUCAGAUGGGGCCAUGGUUGCUCGUGGGGAUCUUGGAGCUGAACUUCCAAUAGAGGAAGUUCCUUUAUUGCAGGAGGACAUCAUAAGGAGAUGUCAAAGCAUGCAAAAGCCAGUUAUUGUGGCAACAAAUAUGCUUGAAAGCAUGAUUAAUCAUCCCACGCCCACAAGGGCAGAAGUCUCGGACAUUGCAAUCGCAGUAAGACAAGGUGCUGAUGCUAUCAUGCUUUCAGGGGAAACUGCACACGGAAAAUUUCCUUUGAAAGCUGUUAAAGUUAUGCAUACGGUGGCUCUUAGGAACGAAUCCAGUGUUGAAAGCGGUGCUGCUUGUCCAAGUCUGAGUUCCCAUAAAAGCCACAUGGGAGAAAUGUUUGCUUUCCAUGCGACAACAAUGUCUAACACUCUUAAUACCCCCAUUAUUGUUUUCACCAGAACAGGAUCCAUGGCUACUCUAUUGAGCCAUUAUAGGCCUUACUCAACAAUCUUUGCAUUCACAAAUGAAACAAGGAUUAAGCAGAGGUUGGCACUUUAUCAUGGCGUUGUGCCUAUAUACAUGCAAUUUUCAAAUGAUGCAGAGGAGACUUUCUCUAGAGCCCUCGAGCUACUAUUGAGUAAGGGUCAUUUACACGAGGGACAGCAUGUUACACUUGUUCAAAGUGGAGCACAACCAAUAUGGCGUGAGGAAUCCACUCACCACAUACAAGUUCGUAAGGUUCAUGAAUAAAAUUUUAUGAAGGGUCUUUGUUACUCGUAGUUGUACAGAUUUUUUUUUCUUCUUCAGUAUCAUAGUUAUUCUUACUUUCAAUAAUACCUAUGGCUAUUAUGUACUUGAAACAACAAGGUUGGAUUGUAAAGUCAUUUUCAAAAUGCAAAUAUUUAUUGAUCAGGAAUUUCAGUAUUCUCCUUAAAGUUCUUUUAUAACUAUCUAUUUUGUUAAUAUGUCGUGUUGAUAUUUUAUCUUGGCUGAAAGAAUAAACGUUGACCUUUGCUGUUUGCGCAACCAUGGUGGAAUGUGUUUAUUUGAUUUUAUAUGAUAAUUGGGCAGAGUUCCUCUUGGCUCACGAGGGUAAGGCUAUGUAAUGCUGUCUUCUGACCCUUAUUAUGCCUAUAUCGCUAUGACUUGGGAACUCGUGCACUGGCUCACCCUUACAAUUAACUUGUAUAUUUUUUUGUUUCAACCGUUUUACCUUUCCCAUUUUUUGGUCUAUACGUUUGAAAGAUGACAUUACAUACACACACAUAAAUAAAUAAAACAAAAGAAUACAGAAGAACAAUUAUUUGUUAUGCCCUACUUUUUCACCUUAUUCCCAUUUCGAUUAUGUAAAAUUUGAUUCUGUGGACUGUAAGUAUUGCCUGUUAAUUCCUCUGAUUGCUACAGCAAAUCUUCCUAAU